Ascochyta rabiei is the source of this 984-nucleotide messenger RNA. RefSeq names its product Small subunit processome complex component. Lineage: Eukaryota; Fungi; Ascomycota; Dothideomycetes; Pleosporales; Didymellaceae. Gene Ontology annotation, molecular function: rRNA methyltransferase activity; histone H2AQ104 methyltransferase activity; RNA binding. The transcript is spliced from 3 exons. Gene Ontology annotation, cellular component: box C/D methylation guide snoRNP complex; small-subunit processome; nucleolus. The coding region runs from base 1 to 984 and encodes 327 amino acids. Gene Ontology annotation, biological process: box C/D sno(s)RNA 3'-end processing; rRNA methylation. The record is from RefSeq and is a predicted model, not a curated record.
AUGGCUUUCACACCCAGAGGCGGACGUGGCGGUGGUGACCGUGGUGGUCGCGGAGGCUUCACUCCUCGCGGUGGACGUGGUGGUGGCUUCGGCGACCGUGGUGGCCGUGGCGGCGGUCGCGGAGGCUUUGGCGGUCGUGGAGGCAGCCGUGGAGGCAGCCGUGGAGGUUUUGGUGACCGUGGUGGCCGUGGCGGCGGCCGUGGUGCUCCUCGUGGCGGUGCCCGUGGUGGACGAGGUGGUGCCCGUGGCGGAGCUAAGACCAUUGUCGAGCCCCAUCGCCACGCUGGUGUCUUCGUUGCCCGCGGAAAGGAGGAUCUCCUCGUCACCAAGAACUUGACCCCCGGCGAGAGCGUCUACGGCGAGAAGCGCAUCAGCGUUGGUGCUGAGAAGGCUGAGGGCAGCGACGAGGCUGCCCCCUCUGCCAUCGAGUACCGUGUGUGGAACCCCUUCCGCUCCAAGUUGGCUGCAGGUAUCCUCGGUGGUGUCGACAACAUCUACAUGGGCCCUGGCUCCAAGGUCCUCUACCUCGGUGCCGCCUCCGGUACCUCCGUGUCCCACGUUGCCGAUAUCGUCGGCCCUGAGGGAACUGUCUUCGCUGUCGAGUUCUCUCACCGCUCCGGUCGUGAUCUGAUCAACAUGGCCACCCACCGCACAAACGUCAUCCCCAUCGUCGAGGAUGCUCGCCACCCCCUGAAGUACCGUAUGCUCGUCGGCAUGGUCGACUGCAUCUUCGCCGACGUUGCCCAGCCUGACCAGGCCCGUAUUGUCGGUCUCAACGCUGGUCUCUUCCUGAAGGUUGGUGGUGGUAUUGUCAUCUCCAUCAAGGCCAACUGUAUCGACUCAACCGCCGCACCUGAGGCCGUCUUCGCCCAGGAAGUUGCUAAGCUGAGGGAGAUGGGCAUCAAGCCCAAGGAGCAGCUGACUCUCGAGCCCUUCGAGCGUGACCACGCCAUGGUCGUUGGUGUCUACGAGCGCGCCAAAUAG